Halichondria panicea is the source of this 2302-nucleotide messenger RNA. RefSeq names its product CUB and sushi domain-containing protein 3-like. Lineage: Eukaryota; Metazoa; Porifera; Demospongiae; Suberitida; Halichondriidae. The record is from RefSeq and is a predicted model, not a curated record. The transcript has 11 exons. The coding region runs from base 342 to 1898 and encodes 518 amino acids.
UUUGUUUGUUGAAUGUAUAUAUGUUAAAUCUAUACUGUUUCAGGAACUUGUUUUGAUUUACCACCACUAAUGAAUGGAGACAUCACCUACACUGAUGGACUUGUUGACAGCAGACCUGUUAAUACCUUUGCUACCCACACUUGUGACAAUGGCUACACUGUCACUGUAGGAAGGAGUUUCAGAGUUUGUCAGAAUGAUGGAACCUGGAGUGGAACAGCUCCAACCUGUCAAGGUGAGUUCCACUACAUCUUAACAGUUGCUUCACCUUUCUUGAUACAGUGAACACAGGACCCACUGAACCACCCACCACCUGUCCUGACCUAAUUUUACCAGCCAAUGGAAUGAUCAUCUACAAUAUGGGGACUGCUAGUCCAAGACCAGUGAACACUGUGGCCACCUACACCUGUAACACUGGCUACACUCUCAAUGGAGGCACUACCACGACUUGUGUGAGUGAUGGAAUGUGGAGUGGUGUUUCAGAUUGUCAGCCUAACUGCCUUGACUUACCCUCACUGACCAAUGGGAUGAUUAUGUACAGUCCUGCUGGGUCCACUGACAACAUACCUUUCCUCGCUAGUGCUGUGUACUCCUGUAACCCUGGCUACACUCUCACUGGAGGCACCACCAGGAUCUGUGUGAAUGGAGGGAGCUGGGAUGGGUCAGCUCCAACUUGUCAGCGACAUUGUUUUGAUUUACCACCACUAAUGAAUGGAGGCAUUACCUACACUGGUGGACUUACUGACAGCAGACCUAUUAAUACCUUUGCUACCUACACUUGUGACAAUGGUUACACUAUCACUGCUGGAGGGAGUUUCAGAGUUUGUCGGAAUGAUGGGACCUGGAGUGGAACAGCUCCAACUUGUCAAGUGAACACAGCCACUGAACCACCCACCACCUGUCCUGACCUCACUGUACCAACCAAUGGAAUGAUCAGCUACAAUAUGGGGACUGCUAGUCCAAGACCAGUGGGCACUGUGGCAAUCUACACCUGUAACACUGGCUACACUCUCAAUGGAGGUGCCAAAAGAGUCUGUGUGAGCGGAGGGAGGUGGAGUGGAUCAGCUUCAGUAUGUCAAGUGAACACAGGACCCACUGAACCACCCACCACUUGUCCAGACCUCACUGUACCAGCCAAUGGGAUGAUCGGCUACAAUAUGGGGACUGCUAGUCUGAGACCAGAGGACACUAUGGCCACCUACACCUGUGACACUGGCUACACUCUCAAUGGAGGUAUCACCAGGACUUGUGAGAGUGAUGGAAUGUGGAGUGGGUCACCUCCAACUUGUCGAGCCACCUGUCCUGACCUCACUGUACCAGCCAAUGGAGUGAUCAUCUACAGCUCUAGUACCGCAUCACACCCUCAGGGAACCGUGGCUACACACAACUGUACUGAGGGGUACGGACUGUCUGGUGGGAUGGAGAGAACGUGUCAGUCUGACAGAACAUGGAGUGGAGUGAUCAUCACCUGCCAACAAUUACCGCCUGUCUACGUCUCCGUGGGAACCACCAACUAUGCUGCUAAUAACUCACAGGUUGCUAUAGACACCAUCGGAGAGGCUGAUGAUGAGGCGCUUAUCUGCAGAACUGACAAUGCUCAGUGUUGUCGUGGAAACGAUGGUCUUGCAGCCGGGGAGUGGAGGUUUCCCAAUGGAGACGUUGUUCCCAGACGUGCUAAUGUUAGCACCUCUGUUCCCUUUUUUUCUUCUCGGGAUACAGGUGCACUCAGACUCCAUCACCGUGAUACUGCUCAAACUCCAACUGGCUCCUACUGCUGUGUGAUUUCUGAUAACACUGAAGCAAGCACAACAUUCUGUGUGCAUUUAGUGACUGAAGCCAUCACUACUCUCCUGAAAUCCCUGGUGGAGCUAACAACACAGGAGGUGUGGCGGCAGGUGUAGUCAUUGUGUUACUCAUUCUAGCCGCUGUCCUUGUGGUGGGUAUCAUUGUCGGGGUCUACUUCUGGAGGAAACUUCGUGGCAACCAGACCAAGUACAGCUCCUCCCCACGCCAUGCCCCUCCCCCUCGCCCUCGCCCCACCCCCUAUCAAGCAUCCUUCAAGAAGAGCAACGGACAAGACAGUAAAGUCACCAUUGAGAAAGUUGAUGAGCCUAGUAUAGUAGAGUUUCCUAGUGAUACUCAUGUGACGGAGGGGGAGGAGGUGUAUCUGAGGGUGAAGGUGGGAGGUCAUCCUCCACCCAGUCUCACCUGGUACCACGAUGGUAGGAAGGUGACUGCAGACUAUGCCACAGAACUGGACCAGGACGGUGGAUUAUCCUUCCCUAGUGUGGAGACUAAGCAUGCU